AUGGUUAAGGAGACCAAAUUCUACGACACCCUCGGUGUCGCUCCUGGAGCCACCGAGCAGGAGUUGAAGAAGGCGUACAAGAUGAACGCCCUCAAGUACCAUCCUGACAAGAACGCGCACAACCCCGGUGCCGAAGAGAAGUUCAAAGAGGUUUCCCACGCGUACGAGAUCCUCUCUGAUCCCCAGAAGCGACAACUGUACGACCAAUAUGGCGAGGCCGGCCUCGAGGGAGGCGCGGGCGGCGGUGGCAUGGCUGCCGAGGACCUGUUCGCGCAGUUUUUCGGCGGUGGUGGCUUUGGAGGCAUGGGCGGUAUGUUCGGCGGCAUGAACAACCGCGGACCCCCCAAGGCGCGGACCAUUCAUCACACCCACAAGGUUUCGCUGGAGGACAUCUACCGCGGCAAGAUCUCUAAGCUGGCUCUGCAACGCUCCAUCAUCUGCCCGAAGUGCGAAGGCGUCGGCGGCAAGGAGGGUUCCGUCAAGCGGUGUCCCGGCUGUGACGGCCAUGGCAUGAAGACGAUGAUGCGCCAGAUGGGGCCCAUGAUUCAGCGCUUCCAGACCGUCUGCCCUGACUGCAACGGCGAGGGCGAGAUCAUCAAGGAGAAGGAUCGCUGCAAGCAGUGCAACGGCAAGAAGACCAUCGUCGACAGGAAGGUCCUGCACGUCCACGUCGACAAAGGCGUUCGCAGCGGCACCAAGGUCGAGUUCCGCGGCGAGGGCGACCAGGCUCCCGGUGUCCAGGCCGGUGAUGUCGUCUUCGAGAUUGAACAGAAGCCGCACCCUCGAUUUACGCGAAAGGAGGACGACCUUCUUUACAAGUGCGAGAUCGAGCUGGUGACGGCCUUGGCUGGUGGAACCAUCUUCAUCGAGCACCUUGACGACCGGUGGCUCAGCAUCGACAUCCUGCCCGGCGAGGCCAUUGCACAAGACGCUGUCAAGAUGGUCCGCGGCCAGGGCAUGCCCUCUCCCCGUCACCACGACUUCGGCAACAUGUACAUCCAUUUCAACGUCAAGUUCCCGGAAAAGCACUGGACGGAGGAUCCCACUGCUUUCGAGGCUCUGCGGAAGCUGUUGCCCUCACCAUCCGUCCAGAAUGUUCCGCCCGCUGACGCCAUGACCGAACCGGCUGAUCUCGAGGAUAUGGAUACACAGACCCAGAGCCGGGUCUUUGGCAGCCCCGGCAUGGGUGAGGACGAGGAUGAGGACGGCCAUCCUGGCGCCGAGCGCGUGCAGUGCGCUUCCCAGUAA
Messenger RNA from Purpureocillium lilacinum, 1248 nucleotides. Its product is annotated as type I HSP40 co-chaperone. Gene Ontology annotation, molecular function: Hsp70 protein binding; ATP binding. Gene Ontology annotation, biological process: response to heat; protein refolding. Gene Ontology annotation, cellular component: nucleus; cytosol; cytoplasm. NCBI's taxonomy places the organism in Eukaryota, Fungi, Ascomycota, Sordariomycetes, Hypocreales, Ophiocordycipitaceae. The record is from RefSeq and is a predicted model, not a curated record.